AUUUUUUUAAACCAAUUUUUAUUUCUGCCCUCUCAAGCUUGUGCACAGAGAGCUUUCUCAAUCUUCAAUGGCUUUUCAUAGCUCUCUCCAAAUUUUGUUCAGGCUUUGUGAUUUUCCUCCAUUUUCUCUCUUGUCCAAUAUACAAUCGGCGACGAAAAGCACUGUCUGAUUCAGAGGAUUUCAAUGGGUUUGGUUGUUGUAGAUGAUCACCAACGUUGUUGUUUAUAGCAUAUAUAGCAUAGCUAGGCUCGGAUAAUUAUUUUGGAUAUGGUAACAGCAACAGAAACACAAACAGGGGCACCUGGGUCGAGGAGGCUUUUGCAGCUUCAUGAGGUUCAAACCGGGGAUCUUCUUCUUCUUCUUCUUCUUCUCUCUAAUGGUGUUGUCGUACCCAUCGUUAUUCAAGCUGAUAUUGAUUGCUCUCAAGGCAAGAGGGGCACUGAGAAAGUUCCUGUUUGUAACUUCCAAGAGGAAAGGAACCUUCAAAGCGCCAAGGGAAAUUAAAGGAAUCAAAAGACAAUGGGGACAGAAAGGGAGCAUUGCUGCUCGGAUGUUGUAGGCCAGACUCGUAGCAAUUCUGGGAAAAGAAGGAUGACGUGGACAGAAGCCAGCUGCACUUAAGUAAUCACCUCAGCGCCUAUGUGGCACCCAUUUUAAUGAAUGAAGUCAGCUAGCUGAGGUGGCAAGAAGAAAUGGACCAAAGAUGGAUUGGGCUUUCUAAUUAGGGUAAGGGAAAGUACCCAAAGAAGGGGGCAGCCGUAAUACACCAAAAAAGAGUAGAGGACACAGUACAGAAAAAUCUUUUUUCAGCAAGAAGAGUACAGUGAAAAAAAUAGAGAGAUAUAUGUAGAAAAAGGCAUUACCUACAGGAGGAGAAUCACGGCCAAGGAAGGAGGAGGACUCUAGAGUCCGAUUCUACUCUUCUCUUUCUUCUAUAUUUCCUUUUCUGUAGUGUAUACUCUUGAUUCUAUAAUUUGUGAACUGAAUAUUUGCUAUGGAUGAACAAUUUCUGUUUUGGAUUGUAAUUUUCAGUUUAGACAUGAACUAAUCACCUUGAGAUUUGGGUGGCUAUGAACCUUAUGUGAUGAAGUAUUAAUGCAAUGCAUGAG
Molecule: messenger RNA, 1109 nt
Organism: Humulus lupulus (European hop)
Lineage: Eukaryota; Viridiplantae; Streptophyta; Magnoliopsida; Rosales; Cannabaceae
Product: MACPF domain-containing protein CAD1-like
Exons: 4
Coding region: 268-504 (78 amino acids)
Source: RefSeq, a predicted model, not a curated record